This is a messenger RNA of Spea bombifrons (plains spadefoot toad), 2048 nucleotides long. It is a transcript of the gene TPM1, whose product is annotated as tropomyosin 1. The record is from RefSeq and is a predicted model, not a curated record. Gene Ontology annotation, cellular component: actin filament. Gene Ontology annotation, biological process: actin filament organization; cardiac muscle contraction. The transcript has 9 exons. Bases 131 to 985 code for a protein of 284 amino acids. NCBI's taxonomy places the organism in Eukaryota, Metazoa, Chordata, Amphibia, Anura, Pelobatidae. Gene Ontology annotation, molecular function: actin filament binding.
CUGAGAGUUUGCACUCCAGCCCAGGGCUCAAAGUAAGAAGGACUAGAACCUCUCUGUCUGCAUCCUCCAAAACUCUGUCCUCUGUCCUGUUUCUCCCUGACACCGUAACCACCCCACCAAAGCAGCAGCCAUGGACGCCAUCAAGAAGAAGAUGCAGAUGCUCAAGCUGGACAAGGAGAAUGCCUUGGACAGAGCAGAACAGGCUGAAGCCGACAAGAAGGGAGCAGAGGACAAGAGCAAACAGCUGGAGGAUGAACUUGUAGCAUUGCAGAAGAAACUAAAAGGUACUGAAGAUGAGCUGGACAAAUACUCUGAAGCCCUGAAAGAUGCUCAGGAGAAGUUGGAACUUGCAGAGAAGAAAGCCACUGAUGCUGAAGCAGAUGUAGCCUCACUAAACAGGCGCAUCCAGCUGGUAGAGGAGGAGUUGGAUCGUGCUCAGGAGCGUCUCGCCACAGCCCUUCAGAAACUGGAGGAGGCUGAGAAGGCUGCAGAUGAGAGUGAGAGAGGUAUGAAGGUCAUUGAAAACAGAGCCCUGAAGGAUGAAGAGAAGAUGGAGCUGCAGGAAAUCCAACUGAAGGAAGCCAAGCACAUUGCUGAGGAGGCUGACCGCAAGUAUGAGGAGGUUGCCCGUAAGCUGGUAAUCAUUGAGGGUGACCUGGAGCGUGCAGAGGAACGCGCUGAGCUCUCAGAAAGCAAAUGUGCCGAGCUUGAGGAAGAGUUGAAAACUGUCACCAACAACUUGAAAUCCCUGGAAGCCCAGGCAGAGAAGUACUCCCAGAAGGAGGACAAAUAUGAAGAGGAAAUCAAGGUCCUCACAGACAAACUGAAGGAGGCUGAAACACGUGCUGAGUUUGCAGAGAGAACAGUCGCCAAGUUGGAAAAGUCAAUUGAUGACUUAGAAGAGAAAGUGGCUCAUGCAAAAGAGGAGAAUUUAAAUAUGCAUCAGAUGUUGGACCAAACACUUCUGGAAUUAAACAACAUGUAAAGACGUCUUGGCCUCUUCCUGCGAAGUCUGGUUUUCUGAAGACACUGCUUGUCAACGUCCCUAUAAAUACGGUUUUUGGAAGAAACGGGAGGGUGGGCUUUUUAUGUUAAAUAGCCAAUGUGCCAAUUAAGAGUGGGCUACACUGAAGCCCAAAUGACAGGAUUGGUUAGUUCAAUGGAAAUUUUAUUUAAACCAUUCCCAAUUGAUGCAACCCAUUACCCUUUUGUUUUUGUUUUUUAAUCCUCCCCAAUUGUAUGUAAAAUUAAAAAAAAUGUAUUUUCUCAAAUGUGGAACUUGUGCAAUACAAUGAUUCCUUCCUUGAGAAGACUCAAUGAGAAGUCUUAAGUACACUGACUAUUAAAGAUUUUGAUGGGGAUGUCAUGCUGUUUUGAUAUGAACUGAAUAGGUGGCACGUUCUUUAUAUGAAUAACUAUGGAAAGCCAUGUGCCAUGACAUUGCAUAAACCUGUUCAGCCUUUAUUACCCAAUGUAGACUCUAAACACAACGGGUGGUUAGCACAUCUGUAUUAGGGGUAUUAAGUAGUUUUUAGCAUUUCAUUGUUGUUUUGUGUAAGGUCAGAUUUUUAGGCUACUCAUGUCUAAGUACUUGAGUAUCUCUACCUACGUUCAUCCCUGGUGGGGUACAGCUGGCUCAAUUCUUGGUGCAUUAGAGAAACGGGGAUUGUGUGUUAAGCACAGGAGAGGGUUUCCUAUAAUCUAGAAUACUUGAUACAGUUUAAACAGUUUAGUAGAAAUGUAUUUGAAAUUGUUAAAAAGGCAGGCUGCAAAGUUUACACCUUUCUGUAUUCUUUUUUUAAAUAUCUAACUGCAUUUCCAUCCCCACUUUUGUUUUAAAUCCAAAGAAAAUUUUCAGAAUAUUUCAGAUAUUUAAAUGUGGAAGUAAAUAUAUACAUUUUGUGGAUAAAGGUUUUUCCUUCCUUAAAUGCCUCGUUUUUAUUUUAAUUUUUUUUUUUUACACUUUUUAGAUUUCAACCAAAAAAAUGUAAAGCGUUGUAAUAAGAAAUAAAAUGCACACUUGAAAUUUUCUAUAUUCUGGAUUUUGA